UCCUCUGGAAGUCUGGGAGCGGAGCGGGACGGCGCUGGUCGUGGUACCGGACGGACGGCGGUCUGUCGUUAUGACGGGCUCCGGUCCGAAGCUCGGGGUUCUGCUGCUGGUCGCGGUUCUGCUGCAGACUGUGGUCGUCACCAUCACCGUGCUGCACUUCACCACCGCGCUCAACUCGAUGAAGGAGACGUUCGCCCGAAGCAGUGUUUCGUGUCUGACGGGCGCCGACCUUCAGAGCAUCACGGCCGUCCGAGGGGAUCCGUGCUGGCAGGUCACCCAGCAGCUCCACCUGCUCAUCGAGAAGUCUUUGUCUCAGCGAUACCAGAGGCAGAUUUCUUCGGCAGUGAGAGAUGAAGUAUCUCGGGUGCUGCCCUCACUUGUAAUGGAGGACAGGGCUUCGCCUCGCCCCAAAGUCGCAGCUCACGUCACUGGCAGCUUCGUGCCCAAACUGGAUCGAGACGAAGGAGCGCCGGUGUUUGCCGGACGGCGGGUUCAGGGCCAGAAGAUCUCGUGGUGGGAGGGCCAGAAGGGGCUGGCCUUCCUCCAGGACGUCCAGCUGGUGGACGGGGAGCUGGUGGUGCCGCAGCCCGGCCUCUACUACGUCUACGCCCAGACCUACUUCAGACACACCCACUCCCUGGAGGAGGAGGGCGAGGACGGCGAGGAGGCCGAGGACAGGGGGAAACCUCUGCUGCAGUACGUCUAUAAAAAGGUGAGCUCCUACCCGGUUCCCAUCCUGCUGAUGAAGACCAGCCGGACCUCCUGCUGGUCCCGGGGCUCCCAGUUCUCCCUGCACUCGGCCCACCAGGGGGGGCUGUUCCCGCUCAGCACCGGCGACCGCCUCUUCGUCACGGUGACCAACGCCUCCGCCGUGGACAUGGACGAGAAGAGCAGCUUCUUCGGGGCGUUUCUCAUCAGCUAGAACGGCGUCGGGAUCGCAGAUUGAAUUCUUCUAGAUUCAAAAACUGCAAUUUACGGGAUUGUUUUUUUUUUUUUUUUAAAGAAUCACAAACCAAAGAACUUUGACAACACUGGGUUCGUCGGCGGAGGAGAGGAUUUGGGGACGUAUGCGUGUGAGCUAAUCAGACUCGACACAUUUUUUGUAUUGGACCGAACUGGACAGAGAUUGUAGUUUCUGUUGUGCAAACAUUUCUUUAAGGCAGAACUUUUGUCAGUUUUUCAAGGAUAAUUUUAAUAUACACACAUUCAGGUCAUCAAUUAAACCCCUAAAUACUGAACUCUGAAGUUUAGUCCAUGACAAUAAUCCCUUCCUUCUGUAAAUGCAACCCUUUAAUCCAUGUUUGAGCCACUAAGAAUAACGAUCAGCACAACCCAGGUCUAAAGUUUCCGGUUAAAAGCAAGAAACUGAUUGGAAGGGGGUGUUUUUAAAAAAAGUUUUUCCUCCUAAUUUAACUAAUUUACACAUUAAGCAGACGUCACAAAGGUUCGCUAACUAGCUGAGUUAGCCAACUAGCUCAUCUAAACGCUGCAACGCUAUUUUUAGUUUCAGCUACAAAUGCUAACGUCUGCCACCUACAGGAAACAAAAGCAACAGCAGCAAAUUUAGACGCAACACAAAUUCCACAGCAUCAAUUUGUUUUCAAGCACAGCAUCAGAAAAAAGCAUUAAUGGGAGACGGAAACACUUUUUUCCCCCCCUCUAAAUAAAUUCUGAUAUAGUGAACAUUUAUUCACCUGGUUGAUCAGCUGCAUGAAAGAUUUUGAACUUUCAUGGCUGAAAAUAAUUUCUGAAGACUCUGGUUCUUGUCCUGCUUAUUACAGUCAUGUAACCUAUAGCGCCACCUUCUGACAACACCGUGCACAUGACCAUCACUUCUUUACAAAACAACCGAGUUCUGCCAUGAGGAAAUGUUUGUAUGCAACUCUUUGGUCCGUCUGGUCCACUGGCAUAAAUUUUAGGUGAAUCUCGAGAUGCGUGUUUGUUAAAAGAUGUAAAUAUUGUGCCAUAUUUUUGUAAUAAGCCUUCAAAUACGGAGUCUGGACCUUCUUGUGAACUCCUGAUUUUUGCCUGGAGGCUGGAAUCAUGAACUUAAUUUGCUGAUCAUAGACUCCUGCUGCCGUAGAGGAAGCAGCUGCCCGUGUUCACAGCCGUACUGGAGGAUUAAAGAUGUCAUUUUAAGCUCUCGUUUUGCGAGUUUAACAGUUAAGUUUUAAACACUGCUGCUUACAAACAAGACGUUGUUGGCAGCAGCGUUGAAGCCUCUCGUUCAGCUGUCAGUCCUCCAGUGCGUUGGCCUGAACCACGGCAACGUUUCUCUUAAACGCUCCCUCACGGUUGGAAUUCGUGUUGUGUUGGAUUAAGUGCAGAUGUGACUCGCAGACUUGGAAAACAAACAUCUGCAUCAAAACCGGAGGAGCUGUGUUGUUUAUUUUCUCCAGCUCUGCUGUUUCUAACAAGGCAUGAUGAAUGGUUGAACUGCAGCAAGUUGUGUUUCAAGGAGACACAAGCAGAAAUCUUAUAUUUGAGUGAAGACGCAUCAGUGACUGUAACUGACCAAGCUGGAGUUAGUUUUCAGUCUAGAAAAUAUUAAUUUAAUUAACUCAUGGUUUGCUUACUGGAUUUCUUUCACAGUUUUUGAGCUACAGCUUGUGGUCUUCAUCAACUGAUGGUGUUAGCUUGGGUGUCACGUGGAGAGCUCAGACCUCCACCAGGGUUCAUGAUCGUAUCGUAUGAUUUUACAUAAAGUUAUCCAGAUUGACACCAAAA
Messenger RNA from Stegastes partitus (bicolor damselfish), 2727 nucleotides. It is a transcript of the gene tnfsf10, whose product is annotated as TNF superfamily member 10. Gene Ontology annotation, cellular component: membrane. The coding region runs from base 71 to 922 and encodes 283 amino acids. Gene Ontology annotation, biological process: immune response. Gene Ontology annotation, molecular function: tumor necrosis factor receptor binding. The record is from RefSeq and is a predicted model, not a curated record. Lineage: Eukaryota; Metazoa; Chordata; Actinopteri; Pomacentridae. The transcript is spliced from 6 exons.